Porites lobata is the source of this 510-nucleotide messenger RNA. The record is from the annotation of a GenBank genome assembly. NCBI's taxonomy places the organism in Eukaryota, Metazoa, Cnidaria, Anthozoa, Scleractinia, Poritidae.
AUGGAGAGGUAUCUCUUUAUGGCAAGGGAGCACAAAGGAAAGGCUGAGGUAAAGCAGAUGAAAAAGGAAACGAGAGAAGGCAAAUGGAAGCGCAGAGAACAACCAACUAAACCCUCAGUGACCCAACCAACUAAACCCUCAGUGACCAUCACCUCCUCCACUUUAGACGAGGAAACCGCCCCAAUGGAAAUUACCGCUGGCCCAAGCACAUCCCAAGCUGAAGAGCCUGAGCUAACUCCAUCACCAUCCCCCAUCCUGAUCCCAGCAGAUGUACCUUCAGAAGAGGAAGACGGUGAAGAAGACGAGAGUCAUUACCCCGAUCGGAAAGAGUUCUUCAAAGAUCCAAAUCCUAGGAGCAACCGUCACCGCUGGCUUGUUCUUUUUUACCAUCAUUUGAACAAGCCAGACUGCGGGCGAAAGAAACAGAAGAAUCGGCUCCAGCAUGCGGAGCACGUGAGGAGAAUUCUGGAGGAUCUUCAAUCCAGGGGUUCAGACAUAGACAUCCUCUAA